AAUUCAUUUCACAUUACCAUUAUGUGGUAUUACUAUGAGUAAAAAUGUUCUAAAUGUCCCAAAAGUAUCUGAGUCACCUGCAGGACCGAAAUGGAGGAGAGACCACAGCACUGCCUGUCCAGAUUACUAGACAACUCUGCCCUGAAGCAGCAGGAGUUACCCAUCCACCGGCUAUAUUUCACGGCCAGGAGAGUCCUCUUUGUCUUUUUCGCAACAGGAAUAUUCUGCCUUUGUAUGGGCAUCAUCCUUAUAUUGUCUGCAAGGAGCACUCAGGAAAUAGAGAUUAAUUACACAAGAAUAUGUGCAAAUUGUGCAAAACUGCAAGAAAAUGCCUCUAAUUUUGACAAGGAAUGCACCUGCUCUAUUCCCUUUUACCUUUCAGGAAAAAUGAUGGGUAAUGUUUAUAUGUACUACAAAUUGUAUGGCUUCUAUCAGAACCUGUAUCUAUAUAUUCGAUCCAGAAGUAAUAGACAACUGGUGGGCAAAGAUGUAAAAGCUGUUGAGGAUUGUGCCCCAUUUAAAAUGUCCGACAAUAAGACCCCCAUCGUUCCUUGUGGUGCUAUUGCCAACAGCAUGUUCAAUGACACCAUAAUUCUUUCACACAACAUUAAUUCAUCUGUACAAAUCAAAGUGCCAAUGUUAAAGAGUAGACUUACGUGGUGGACAGAUAAGUAUGUCAAAUUUCAGAAUCUAAGUUCCAAGAAUCUUGCUGAUGAAUUUAGAGGUAAGAUCCAUACAGUAGCUCAAUAUACAACCACAAAGCCCCCAAACUGGCCCAAGCCUAUCUAUGACUUGGAUAAAAAGGAUCCAAGAAACAAUGGCUUCCUCAAUGAUGACUUCAUUGUGUGGAUGCGGGCAGCUGCCUUUCCCACUUUCAAAAAACUGUAUGGUCGACUCAAUCGAACACACCAUUUUAUAGAAGGCUUGCCUGCUGGUAAUUAUAGUUUCAACAUAACCUAUAACUUCCCAGUAACCAGGUUCCACGGAGAAAAAUCAGUUGUUCUCUCCACCCUGACAUGGUGUGGGGGUAAUAGCCUUUUCUUAGGUCUUGCCUACACAGUGACAGGAGCUAUGACAUGGUUGGCCUCCUUUGCCAUGAUGGCAAUUCACAUCAUGCUGAAAAACAAGAAAAUGUCCUUCUUCCAUCAAUAAAGUCAAGCUUUAAAAAGAAAAGGAGGAAACAAAACUGGACAGUGAAG
This is a messenger RNA of Pan troglodytes (chimpanzee), 1199 nucleotides long. RefSeq names its product transmembrane protein 30C (gene CDC50C). NCBI's taxonomy places the organism in Eukaryota, Metazoa, Chordata, Mammalia, Primates, Hominidae. Gene Ontology annotation, biological process: phospholipid translocation. The record is from RefSeq and is a predicted model, not a curated record. Gene Ontology annotation, cellular component: plasma membrane; Golgi apparatus; endoplasmic reticulum. The transcript has 7 exons. Bases 91 to 1152 code for a protein of 353 amino acids.